CCUCUUCCAAAAAGGAAUUAAUUAUGCCUGAAAUAUCAGGAUUUAAAUUUGAAGAUAUGGAUACGGAGCUGGAUAUGAUGGAAAAAUUAGGAAUAUUUCAAAAUAAUGACAGAAGUGGGUUACUGAAAAGAAGAAAAGUAUUUGAAUAUAAAAUUAAUAAAUUUCCCAAAUCAAAGGACAAGAUAUUGGGAUAUAUUAAUCAUGAAAUUGAUUUACUGAUGAAAGUCAAGCAAAAAUGACAAGAAAAGGGAUUACUACAAAAGAAAAGUAAUUUGGAGUAUCGUAUUGCACACCGCAUUAACAGGAUAUAUAAUCUUGCUAUACAAAGAUUUCCAAACGAAUGCAAAAUAUGGUUGGGUUAUAUUAAAUUUUGUAAGAGAAUGAAAUUUUAUACUUGUGUCAGCCGUUUAUUUGAUCAGAUGUUGGAAUUAGGUGAUCAAAAACCAGCUUUAUAUAAAUUAGCUGCUAAUUGGGAAUUUGACGAGUGCCAUUCAAUAGAACGUGCUCGCAAGUUCAUACGAGAAGGUCUUCUCAUUCACAAAGAAUCUAAAUUACUCUUCAAAGAAGCAUUUAGUCUUGAGCUGUCGUAUAUUAACCAGAAAAUGGAACAAUCAAAAGAGCAAGGGGAAAAUGAGCAUAACAAUUCGCUGAUUGAUCCACUAAUUGAAGGGAAUUUAGCUGAGGUUAUUUAUAAUUCUGCUGUAAAAACGAUAAGUAAUGUUUCAUUUCUCAUAGAUAUGCUAAAUAUCGCCCAAGAGUACAGUUUUACAUCUUCACUUCAGGAUAAAAUAUUAGAAAUGAUGAGAAGCAAGUACCCUAAAGAAGAGGUUACUUGGGACACUCUUGCAAGAAGAGAACUUGAGCUGAGGGGUACACUAAAGGAAAGAAUAGGGAAAUGCAUCUCUGUCUAUGAGAAUGGGAUUCGAAAUGUGCCAACUAGAAAAAUGUGGUCACUUUAUCUUAAUUAUGUUCUUGAAAUAAAUGAAGACCUUACAACAUUACCUACUUAUAAGAAAAAAUGUUUAAAGAAUGUUUUUGAAACCGCUCACAAAGAAAACAUGCUAUCAGAAAAACACUAUUUGCUCUGGGUGAAGAAAGCUGAGAAUGUAGACACCUGCAAAGUAUUACAAUGGGGGACUGAGAACUUAUGUUUGAGCAGUAAACUAUGGUCGUGGAGAUUGCGCUACCACCUCGGCAAAUCUGACAGCGAAGGAGUUAGAGCUGUUUUAAAGGAAAUAAGCUCCAACCCAGAUAUCCCAGAUCAAGUCAAUCUCUGGUUGCUAGUCCUCAGGUGUUACCAAAUCAUUGAUUCUAACGAGGCUGAAAGACUAUGGGAUGAAGGCGUUAAAGAUCCCAUCGUCGGUGCAGUUCUAAAGGGUCGAUAUAUUGAAUGGUUGGCCAUGAAAAAAGGGAAUUCAUUUGCUAGGAGAGUAGGUAAAAUCCUCUCGGCAACGCCUCCUUUAUCAAUUGACAUCUACGAAGUUAUGUUGGAUAUGGAGAAUGCACAAUCAAAAUACAGUGCAAAAAUUCUUCAGGAGAUUUAUGACAAAGCUUUAGAGGAGUAUGGCAAAACGAACACGGGUUUGUUUAGUUUCUUUUUGCAGUUAAAUUUCAAGCACAUGAAUUUUUUAAUAUUUAGUCUUUGAAAUUAUUCUUUUUUAGAUAUUUGGAUGAGGUAUAUAAAAUUUGUGGCUCAAGAGAGUAAAGGAUCCAAACCGAAAAUUACCAAAGUAUAUGACCAAGCUGUCCAAACUCUAGAAAGUGAAUUGGUCGAUGUUUUUAUCUCUGAAUAUCGACUAAACGAGGCUGAAAUAUUAAGGAGUAACAGACGUUUGCUGACCCAAUUAUAAAUUCCUGAUGCAUCUAAAAAGUCCAUUUUCGCUGUAAUUUUACCUAUUUAAUUCUUGGUUUAUCAGAAUUGAAACUAAAAUCAUUCUAAAGAGGAUUUUAUGAUCAAGA
Molecule: messenger RNA, 1959 nt
Organism: Nezara viridula (southern green stink bug)
Lineage: Eukaryota; Metazoa; Arthropoda; Insecta; Hemiptera; Pentatomidae
Source: the annotation of a GenBank genome assembly